Messenger RNA from Monoraphidium neglectum, 345 nucleotides. RefSeq lists its product as hypothetical. Lineage: Eukaryota; Viridiplantae; Chlorophyta; Chlorophyceae; Sphaeropleales; Selenastraceae. The transcript has a single exon. The record is from RefSeq and is a predicted model, not a curated record. The annotation marks the transcript as partial.
AAGCGCGCCGCAAAGGCAGCCGUGGUGCUCGGCGAGUUUGGCGUCCGCGACAACGGGGACAACCAGCUCAGCAACUCGGACACCACCCAGUGGUCGGCCACCGACGUCGCGUGGCUGGGGUGGCUGGCGACUUACACCCGGGGCCAGCUCGGCGCGCAGCGCUCGUGGAUGUGGUGGGCAUAUAAUGCGAAUUCUGGGGACACGCGCGGCAUCGUGGGGCCGUCGACCACGUGGCGUGAGGUUCAGUGGACCAAAGUGCGAUUUCUGGCCAAGAAUUUUGGGCUGCAGCCGUGGUACUGCGCGGCCGGCACCAAGUCACUGGCCCGCAAGUAUGGCUGCGCCUGA